AGAAACCCAUGUGUUAAGCACGUGCCAGGCAUUGCAUCUUAAACCCAUUUCUCCAAAUUUAGCUCCAUUUCAGAAUCAACACAGAGAAGAUCUCCUGUUCCCUCUGAAAAUGAACACUCCUUACCCGAAACCCAUAACCCCAGCCGAAACCCGCAUCGGCUGGAUUGGCAUAGGCGUCAUGGGCUCCGCCAUGGCCUCUCGCCUGCUCGCCGCCGGCUACUCCCUCACCAUCUACGCCCGCUCUCCUUCCAAAUCUCUCCAUCUCCAGUCCCAGGGCGCUGGCCUCGCCGAUUCUCCCUUCCAACUCGCCCAGGGCAGCGACGUCGUCUUCACCAUGCUGGGACACCCACCAGAUGUUCGACAGAUUGUCCUAGAGAGCUCCGGCGUCCUCGAUGGCCUGAGACCGGGCGGAGUCGUAGUUGACCACACGAGCAGCCACCCGACACUCGCGAAGCAGAUCUUCGCUGCCGCAAGGCAAAAGGGUUGCUGGGCCGUGGACGCCCCGGUCUCCGGCGGCGAUAUCGGGGCGAGGGAAGGGAGGCUGACCAUAUUGGCGGGCGGCGACGGUGGCGUCGUAAAGUGGUUGUCGCCGUUGUUUGAGGUUAUGGGGAGAGCGACGUACUUGGGCGGCGCUGGGUGCGGGCAGAGUUGCAAGAUCGCGAACCAGAUCACGGUGGGGGCGAAUUUGGUGGGGCUGAGUGAAGGGUUGGUUUUUGCCGAGCGGGCGGGGUUGGAUGUGAAGCAGUUUCUGGCAGCAGUGAGGGGCGGGGCGGCGGGAUCAGUGGCGAUGGAGAUAUUUGGGGAGAGGAUGAUUGGAAGGGACUUCAGGCCUGGUGGGUUUGCUGAGUACAUGGUGAAGGAUUUGGGGAUGGGAGUGAAUGUUGGGGAAGAAGAGGGUGACAAUGUGGUGGUCUUGCCUGGGGCUGCUUUGUCCAAGCAGUUGUUUUCUGGGAUGGUGGCUAAUGGGGAUAGGAAGCUUGGCACUCAAGGUGUUGUUACUGUCAUAGAGAGAAUCAAUGGCAAGUGAGAAGACUGUCUUCCACUCUCUUUAUCUGUCAUAUUCAUAUAUUAGGUGACACUAUUAAUUCUUGUGCGUAAGUUAUUGCUUCUGGAACUCUUAUCAAUCACCAAAUUGGUCAAUGCCUCUUGGUAAUUUCACUGUAUACAGAGAGAGCUUGUCUUCCUCUGGAAUAUAGUAUUAAACUCUGCAUCUUCCAUUCCAGUUGAAGUUCAAAUGACCUGCAAACAAUGGACAUUUUGUGUGCAUCCCUGCCUGCAAGUGUUGAACUGCUUUGUUAUGUGUAAAGUUUGUUGUCAUGUAAAAUAAUAAUAACAAAAUAUAUGUUUCAAGUAUUGUGAUUA
This is a messenger RNA of Diospyros lotus (date-plum), 1362 nucleotides long. RefSeq names its product probable 3-hydroxyisobutyrate dehydrogenase-like 2, mitochondrial. The record is from RefSeq and is a predicted model, not a curated record. NCBI's taxonomy places the organism in Eukaryota, Viridiplantae, Streptophyta, Magnoliopsida, Ericales, Ebenaceae. The transcript has a single exon. Gene Ontology annotation, molecular function: NAD binding; NADP binding; oxidoreductase activity. The coding region runs from base 110 to 1027 and encodes 305 amino acids.